Molecule: messenger RNA, 1664 nt
Organism: Exophiala viscosa
Lineage: Eukaryota; Fungi; Ascomycota; Eurotiomycetes; Chaetothyriales; Herpotrichiellaceae
Product: STE24 endopeptidase
Exons: 4
Coding region: 96-1511 (471 amino acids)
Biological process (GO): CAAX-box protein processing
Cellular component (GO): endoplasmic reticulum membrane
Molecular function (GO): metalloendopeptidase activity
Source: RefSeq, a predicted model, not a curated record
GCACCCUGGAAUCCUCCCUGCGGUAGCUUCGCUGUCGUCUUUCCUGUCAUUGAAUUCUUUUCUACUUGGGUUUGAUUACUCGGUGGAUUGGAAAGAUGGCUUCCCUUUUGAAGAUGCUCGGUGAUUUGCCUACUCGCCUUGCAGUCUUCCUCGACCGACCCGGUUUCCCCUGGAAAAGGCUGAUACUGGGAUUUUCAUGCGGUCAAUUUGUCCUAGAAGGGUUACUUUCCUUGAGGCAGUAUAAGGUCCUGCAAAAGAAGAAGCCUCCCAAGACAUUAGAAGAUGAGAUCUCGCAAGAUGUCUUCGACCAGAGUCAAGCAUAUGGUCGAGCGAAAGCUAGAUUUGGAUUCUGGUCCGGACUCUAUUCUCAGAUACAGAACUUCCUGUUCAUUCAGUACGACAUCCUGCCGAAGCUAUGGACAAUAACAGGCUUCUGGGUUGCACGCUACCUUCCUGAACGAUUCUCCGGCGAGAUCUCGCAAUCAGUCCUGUUCUUCCUACUCUUCAGCUUUGUCUCGCAGAUCCUCGCGUUACCGCCUUCAUACUAUGGCACAUUCGUCUUGGAAGAGAAGUUUGGUUUCAACAAGCAGACACUUAAAUUGUGGAUAACCGACAUGCUAAAAGGACAGGCAUUGAUGGUCGCUGUGGGCAUCCCGCUGCUCAGUGCGUUCUUGAAGAUCAUUCAGGUGACGGGCACGAAGUUCUUCUACUACCUGUGGCUCUUCGCCAUCGUGGUCCAACUUUGUGCCAUCACGGUCUACCCAAUCUUCAUCCUGCCCCUUUUCAACAAGCUAUCACCACUGGAACCCGGUGAACUUAAGACCGGAGUCGAACAGCUAGCCUCGAAACUCAAGUUUCCUCUCAAGUCGUUAUAUGUCAUCGAUGGAAGCAAGAGAAGUGCACACAGCAAUGCAUACUUUUUCGGUUUGCCCUGGAAGAAGCAUAUUGUCAUUUAUGAUACUUUACUGGAAAAGAGUGAACCUCAGGAGGUCGUUGCCGUCCUUGGGCAUGAACUCGGACAUUGGAGCCUCGCGCACACGACAAAAUUGUUUGCAAUUGCACAGUUCCAUAUGUUCUACGUCUUUGCGCUCUUCAGCAUCUUCAUCAACAACCACUCUCUAUACUCGUCUUUCGGCUUCCACAACUCUCACCCAAUCAUUAUCGGCUUCAUUCUCUUCUCCGACGCCCUCGCACCUAUGGAUGCAGUGAUCAAACUGCUCAUGAAUAUCCUCUCCCGCAAGUUCGAGUUCGAAGCCGACGAAUUUGCGACGAACCUUGGAUACCAGAAGGAACUGGCAAGAAGCCUUAUCAAACUCCAAGUGCAGAACCUGAGUACCAUGGAUGCAGACUGGAUGUAUGCAAGUUAUCAUUACAGCCAUCCUAUUCUGGCCGAAAGACUGGCGGCGCUGGGCUGGAAAGGUUCCAAGCCAGCAGAAAAUGGCAAGGUUGUCGAGUUGAACGAGAAGGUAGCGGAUGGCAAUGUUGUCAAAGCCAAAGACCGAGAGUUGUGAAGUGGAAGAAGGUCGAAUUGUUUCUCCGCCACAAAAUUGCAACCUUCCACCGGUAUGCCGAUGUCUGCUUGGUUCUCCAUGGCCAAUGCGCCGCCUGGUGCCAAUAUCGUGGACCUGACCGGGUAACUUGCACCGACUGGUCUCUGUGACCCU